Molecule: messenger RNA, 201 nt
Organism: Schistosoma intercalatum
Lineage: Eukaryota; Metazoa; Platyhelminthes; Trematoda; Strigeidida; Schistosomatidae
Source: the annotation of a GenBank genome assembly
AUGAUGAGUUUCUUUAAAAUGGUUUUAUGUAUAGUUCAUAUGUACAUAGUUAAUAAUAAUAAUAAUAAUAAUAAUAAUAAUAAUAAUAAUAAUAAUAAUAAUGAAUAUGUUUACAAUAAUGAAGGUAACUUCUUAGUUUUAAAAAAAAUUAAAUUAUUUAACAAACAUCCUUAUGAUGAUCAUCUUCAUGUUGAUUUAUGA